AUGGCAACCACUGGCCUCAAGCAACUAUCCAAUGCUCUUGCAACUUUCGAACAGCUCUCUAAUUCCUCCUCAUCAAUCGAUGGUGUACCCUCCGAUCUUGAAGCUUCUAUCCGCUGUGCUGGGGCCCAACUUACCCAGGCCGCUGGCGUCCUACUAGGUUUGUCGCAAGACAUCAUCGCCCAGGCCAUUGUCAUUUUUACCCGUUUCUGGCUGGGGGCAGAUGGAGGAAGCUUACGAAUCUACUCGGCCAAGGAUGUUUCCGCGGCUUCACUCUACCUGACAGCAAAGCUCUCUUUCCUUCCCACCUCGCCGCGAUCCGUCCUAAAUGUAUAUACCCUCCUUCUCUCCCAAGAUGCGUCGCCACUGUGGUUCGUGAACCCACGUGGGGCACCGGCACAGCCUCCUGCUCCAGAGACCUACGUUCUCUCAGAAGGUGGAUACCAGUCUGCUAGGCUGACACUUUUACGCAUUGAGUCAAUCAUUCUACGAGCCCUUGGUUUCGAUACACACGUCGCUCUCCCCCAUGCUAUUGCCCUCACAUAUCUGCAAACGUUGGGUGCGACAAGACCCGCCGUCGCCCGGCGUGUCGUGGAGCAUCUUAACGCUGCACUUCUAUCUCCUCAAUUGCUCUAUGUUACACACCAGCCGAAUGCGCUUGCCGUCGCAGCAAUUUACCUUGCAGCUCGUGAGGAAGGGGUCAAACUGGUAGAUGCUAAUUGGUGGGAGGUUUUUGACGUUGACCGCGAAGAGCUUGGAUUUCUAGUUGUGGCCAUGAGGAGCUUAGAGGGUUUCGUGCGGAAAGAAACAGAACAGUGGAAGAACAAAGUGAUUCCUAUGGUGGUAGAAGACCUCGAAUCGGAAAUCGAGCGGCGUCGGAUGAUGAAUGAAGGCGAGUGA
Penicillium odoratum is the source of this 897-nucleotide messenger RNA. Its product is annotated as putative cyclin. Lineage: Eukaryota; Fungi; Ascomycota; Eurotiomycetes; Eurotiales; Aspergillaceae. The transcript is spliced from 2 exons. Gene Ontology annotation, cellular component: nucleus. Bases 1 to 897 code for a protein of 298 amino acids. Gene Ontology annotation, biological process: regulation of transcription by RNA polymerase II. The record is from RefSeq and is a predicted model, not a curated record. Gene Ontology annotation, molecular function: cyclin-dependent protein serine/threonine kinase regulator activity.